Messenger RNA from Dibothriocephalus latus, 834 nucleotides. The record is from the annotation of a GenBank genome assembly. Lineage: Eukaryota; Metazoa; Platyhelminthes; Cestoda; Diphyllobothriidea; Diphyllobothriidae.
AUGGAUAAUGGUGGCACCUUUGAUAUCGUAGAAGAGCGAGGGGGGUUUACUCGUGAACUGGGAGCCGUUGUGCUUGUAAAGUUCGGUUACCAGAAGGUCGGUUCCGCGUGUUUCAUUGCUGAAUAUCUGGUGGCUAACUUGGGUCACCUCUUGCGACAAAGGGCAACCAAAAUCGCCAUUCUUGUCACCAGAACUGCCGGCGCCCUCAUAUGUGUCAUUAGCGCGGGUAUGCUAAAGCACUUCACCAAGGCCUACUACGUAUAUCAGCAUAAACCCGCAAACCUGCUGCUCGAGCUCUGGAGCUACUCCAAAGAUCGGGCCACGUGGAUCGGCAGCUUUGGUAUCGGUCUUGGUCUCGGCAUAACUGCCAGCUCAGGUCUCAGUGUGUGUAACCGGCUGGGCAAAAACCUUCAUCUGGCUGGCCUAAUCGGCCAAAUGUUCCUGCCGGCUGUAGCCGGCUACAUAUCUGAGCGUAUGUUCUACAAGAACGCCUCACAGACUCUUGGCAGGACUUCACUCAUCCUCAGCGUGCUCCUCUUCUUCUCUCUGGUGGUUGAUUUGGUCCUUCGUUUGAUCCGGCACUUCUCCUGGUGGAAGAACUUCACGGAUUUUUUCCGUUUUAUGCCGGUGAAGAAACCCGCAGCCAAAGUGACAGCCAGUGCAAAGAAGAGGUUCUCUUCCGCAAAUGUGGGUAGCCUUGAGGCACCUGCCGGCGGACAACAGUCAGAGCCGGCAGGCCCUUCACUAAGGGAGGUCAAUUUUUCCUCCCCCUCCUCAGCAGCAAGAAGGCCAACGCUACAAGUUACUGUUGCCUCACAUCCUGGUUCAGACUAA